Molecule: messenger RNA, 757 nt
Organism: Agrilus planipennis (emerald ash borer)
Lineage: Eukaryota; Metazoa; Arthropoda; Insecta; Coleoptera; Buprestidae
Gene: CCAP
Product: cardioactive peptide
Exons: 4
Coding region: 124-561 (145 amino acids)
Source: RefSeq, a predicted model, not a curated record
CAAACAUCUCCCAACUCUCAAAAAUCUACCGAGUCGUACGCAGCAAUAUAGUUAACUAUAUAGAAGAGGAUAACAAGAGCUAUUAAAAAAGUAAAAUCGACGAAAACUUUAAAUAGCAAUAAUAUGAACACAUCGAAGACAUUUUUGGUAUUUGUUGCCGUCUUACUCCUGCUGGUUCAAGUUCAGGGCUUUUAUCUUCCAUUAUCAAAGAGGGAUAAUCCAUCAUCAGCAUCGAGUAUGGUUGAUCCGAAGAAAAGACCUUUCUGUAAUGCAUUUACAGGUUGUGGUAGAAAGAGGACCAAUAUUCCUCCUCUAGCUUCAUCGAUUCGUGAGGGUAGUUCUGACGAAGAAUCAAUUGGUACAUUGUUCGAAUUGAGCGCUGAGCCAGCCGUUGAAGAUUUAUCACGUCAAAUAAUGUCGGAGGCGAAAUUGUGGGAAGCAAUUCGUGAAGCGAACGAAGAACUGACCCGUCAAAAACAAAAAUAUGCAAUGGAAAGUGAAGAAGCGAUCCCUGCACGCAGUGCAACUGCUUCAUGCGCUUUACCACCCUGCAUCAUUUAAACUAACACGUAAUUCAAUUCGACAGUCAAUUUUAAAAUAAUGAAUUUGCUCUUUGUUUUAAAUGAAUAAAAUUUUGUUAAUCAUAAUAAGAAACCUUUGGUUGCGUAUUACUUUGGGCAUAUUACAAAUGGUUGUUCUCAUAUGCUCGUGGAAACAAAAAGCAAAUUAAAAUUAAGAAAUAUUAAAUUGACCUAUU